CCUCUGGGAAGAUGAACUGCAGCAGGUACCCAGUGGAUGUGAAGGCUGUAGGCGUGAUGCAAUGCCAAAAGCAGAAGAACUACAUGAUGUUUGUGUCCUGGUCAGACAGAAACAACAUUCUCAUCUACCGGACAGUUGAAGAAUUUAAGAGAUUCCAUAAAGACCUGAAGAGAAAAUUCCCCAUUGAGAGUGGUUCGCUGAGGAGAUCUGACCGGACUAUACCCAAGUUUAAAGACGCAAGUGUGAAGCAGAGAAAGAGCGGGAAGUUGAACAGGUCCUUGGAGAGAUUAAAACUGCUGGAAACUUACUCCCAGGAGCUGCUGAAAAUGGAUGCUAAGAUCUCCCAGAGUGAAAGUGUGGUUCAGUUUUUCAAGGCACAAACCCAAGAUCUAGAUCCUUCCUUUCCUGAAAACAGUGUUGUGAUCAUGCCAUCAGAAAUUGGAGGAGAAAGGAAAAAACAGCCACAGCAACCUCUCUCCUCUAUUACGCACCCACAGGCAUCUCAGAGCUACAGAUGCAUUGAAACCUUUGAAACCAAAGACACAAAAAACAAGACUUUCAAAGUUGCUAAGAAGGAAAUUGUUGAAGUGCUAAUCAAGGACAUGACCGGGUGGUGGCUAGUGGAAAAUGCAGACAAGCAGAUAGCCUGGUUCCCAGCCCCGUACCUGGAAGAGAUUGACACCCACAAGGACAUCCAGAAUGCCUUGAGCUCGAAGAAAGAGGGCAGCUUGUAUUUUGCUGUGCGAGCCUAUGAAUCUCAGAAGGCAGACGAGCUCUCUCUGAACAACGGGGUCAUCGUGGAGGUGGUUAGGAAAUCUGACGAUGGCUGGUGGCUGACCCGGUACAAUGGACGUACUGGCUACAUCCCCUCCAUUUGCCUCCAGCCCUACAAGAAUCCUCACAGCAGGCUCCAGACCAUUGUGAGCUGCGGGCUCAACGCCUCCACCCCUAACCUCUCCUCCUCCGUGGGGGCUCUUCAGGCCCUGGAUGAGGCGGCAGGAGAGAGUGUGGUUCAGACUUGCCCUCCCCUUGGCCAGACUGAAGAAGGAACUUCUUUGAGAAGCAGAUCAAGAUCUCUGCCCAGGGCCAGUUCCACUCCAGAUUUGGAGACCGAUAGCUCAUCUCUCAGCUCGGGGAGCGGGAGCGAGCGGGACGGCAGGCCGGACUGGAAGCCUGACUUAUCAAGGUCUCUGCCUGAAGUUGAGCAGGCCAGGAGCUCUUCCCUGGGGAAGGCCUUGGCCACACACAGCAGCAAAUCCCCACACCUCACCCACAAAGACAGGAAUGAUUCCGGCUUUGUGGAGUCAUCUGCAGUUGAUUUAAGUUACUCCCUCGCUGACUCAGACUUGGCUGCCUGCGUCCCCAAGGUGCCUGUGCGUCCCUCAGCCCAUGAGAUUCUUCAGAAGUGCAGCACCGUCACGAAGCGAGCCAUGCAGCAGUCAGCCUCCCGGCCAGCCCUCCUGGCUCUGCACACUCUCCAGAGCACGCAGUAGCGUGCCUGUGCCUCGGAGAGGUACAGCUGCUGCCCAGGCCAGCACCACGGCUGAAACAAAAUGCCAGGCACCCUCCUCGCCGCAGCUGCAGGCAGCUGGCACGAGGAGGGUCAGUGCUGGGGACUGUCGCUUUUUAAGGACAUAGUGUUUAACUCCUGACGGAACAGACUACGUUUGUGAACGUUACUCAACAGGAGUAACGCUUACAGGUUACGCUUAAUCGUUCUGCAGCUUGCAGGGGAAGGCCGAGGAGUGUGGAAGGGCUCUUAUGCCUGUGAGUGGUCUGGAUCUGCUGAAUGGAUGUCAGAACACAAAAUACCUAGUGGCUAGAAACUUCAUCUUUGACCUUUCCCUAUAGAGAUGUCUGUGCAGGCACAGAAGAAAACACAGUUACAGUAUAGUUUGUUUCCUUACUGGGUAAGUUGCCUGGGGCCAGAGCUCCUGUUAAUGAGUAAAACAUCCCCCUUUCAAGGGGGUUCUGACAUUUGCUAAAAUUUUCAGUAAUUCCUACUACUAAACUCAUUUGCUAAAACUGAAUUAGAAAAAUAAAAAAAAAUUAAGACUUCUAUAUAGAUUGCUACUUCUGAUUUUAGUUAAUCUUCUAGGUAUCUGUUAAUUUUUCUGAAACAAACAUUUUAACCAAUGUGCAAGGUUUUUUGUAUUGUUCUAGAUUAUAUACAUUUCUGUCUCGGAAAUAAACGAAAACAC
Molecule: messenger RNA, 2201 nt
Organism: Struthio camelus australis
Lineage: Eukaryota; Metazoa; Chordata; Aves; Struthioniformes; Struthionidae
Gene: NOXO1
Product: NADPH oxidase organizer 1
Biological process (GO): superoxide anion generation
Cellular component (GO): cytoplasm
Molecular function (GO): phosphatidylinositol binding; superoxide-generating NADPH oxidase activator activity; protein binding
Source: RefSeq, a predicted model, not a curated record